CUGGUUUGCAGAUUCAUCAGAAACAUUUGGCAAGAAGAGGCCACUUUCAUGACCACUGGGGACACGGCAAACUCGGACCUCUUCAAUGCCCAGACCAGCGCUGCCCUGCUGGAUUUGCUUGUGCAGAACGGUGUCUACAAAGCCAAGCAAGUGCCGGCCAUAGUCAGGUGCAUCCACCAGUGGCUCACAUCCAAUGUGUCUGCUGAGAACAGGCUGGACAAGACUCUUGUCCUGCUGACCAAGGCACACCCCAUGGAUGUUGCAGUGACCCUGCUGCGCUCUGCCCCAGCCUGUGACAGAGCUGCUCGCACCAUGUGGAAGACGCUCGUCUCCUCCAGAUGGACUAAGGAGCCGGUGCUGCAGAUCCUCUUCCGUGUGCUGGAAUACUGGCCAGCACACAGGAGACGCACCUCUGAUGGGGAUGAGAGGGAUGUCUUUGCCCUUGCUGCAACUGUGGCACUCUGGGAGAUCCUCCAGCUGUCCUGGUGCCCAGGAGCAGUGAAGGACAAUUUCCCCCGCCUCCUUCUGACUCUGCUCUUCCAAGUUUUCAUCAGCACAGAGGAGAUGUCAGAGGAGGUUGAGAGCUUCUGGAGGCGAUGCCGGGAGCAGCGCAGCCUUCCCCCCAACCCCAACAGGUGCUCCAUCCCAGUCUCCUCUCCCUGCCACGCCCUCAGGGCUGAGGCCAGGGCUCUGUGCCUGACCUGA
Messenger RNA from Corapipo altera (White-ruffed manakin), 705 nucleotides. RefSeq lists its product as uncharacterized. NCBI's taxonomy places the organism in Eukaryota, Metazoa, Chordata, Aves, Passeriformes, Pipridae. The transcript is spliced from 4 exons. Gene Ontology annotation, cellular component: cytoplasm. The annotation marks the transcript as partial. The record is from RefSeq and is a predicted model, not a curated record.